AUGCUUUCCGCCGGCUUCCUGCUGCUGCGCGGCGUCACCUACCGUUCUGCCUGCCGGAUGGCGGCGCUGGCUGCCUUCACCUACGCGGUCACGGUGGCCGCGCGGCCGUUCUCUUUGGAGUCGGUACUCGGCAAUGCCGUGGCGCAGAGCGGCAACGUUACCCCCUGGCUGCUGGUCCUGGCGGUGCUGGCGCUGCCGCAGAGUCGUUUGUCUCGGCGCCUGCGGGUCGCCACCGUCGCGUGA
Molecule: messenger RNA, 243 nt
Organism: Geodia barretti
Lineage: Eukaryota; Metazoa; Porifera; Demospongiae; Tetractinellida; Geodiidae
Source: the annotation of a GenBank genome assembly